AUGCCCUCACAACCCACCAACGCCGGGAUCGUCACCGACGAGUCCUCCGGCGAGCGCCACAUCCCCGAGUCCGUCCGCGCCGACGGCUCCACCCGCCGGGCCAUCAAGAUCAAGCCCGGUUACCGGCCACCCGAGGACGUCGAGGUCUACAAGAACCGCACGGCCGAGGGCUUCCGCAGCCGCGCCGCCAAGGGGGGCGUGAUCGGCGCGGAGGCGGCCACAGCGGACGACGACGCAAAGCCCGCGGCCGCUGGAUCCGCCGCGGCGAAUAAGAACGCCAAGCGGCGGGAGGCCCGGAAGAAGGCCAAGGCCGCGGACGAGAAGGGGGACGCGGGAAAGACGGACGGGGGCGCCAGGGAGGAAGCAAAGAAGGACGACGAGGGGCCCGCCGAGCCCGCGCCGGACCCGGAGGCCGAGCGAGAGAAGAAGGCCAGGAACCUAAGGAAGAAGCUCAAGCAGGCCCGCGAGCUCCAGGACAAGAAGGAGGGCGGGCAGGCGCUGCUCCCGGAGCAGAUCGCGAAGGUCAUCAAGAUUAACGAGCUGGUGCGGGAGCUGGCCGCACUCGGGCUCGACUCUGACGGCGAGCCGAUCGAGAAGGAGGGCGAAGGGCUGGAGGGUGGUUCCAAGGAGGAGAAGGCGCCUGCUUGA
This is a messenger RNA of Diaporthe citri, 648 nucleotides long. RefSeq lists its product as uncharacterized. Gene Ontology annotation, cellular component: exon-exon junction complex; cytoplasm. Lineage: Eukaryota; Fungi; Ascomycota; Sordariomycetes; Diaporthales; Diaporthaceae. Gene Ontology annotation, biological process: exon-exon junction complex disassembly. The transcript has a single exon. The record is from RefSeq and is a predicted model, not a curated record. Gene Ontology annotation, molecular function: RNA binding. Bases 1 to 648 code for a protein of 215 amino acids.